AUGUCUUCCUCCGAGUACGAUGUCUUCCUCAGCUUCCGGGGGAUGGACACGCGCACGACGUUCACCGACCAUCUUUACCACUCGCUGAAGCGCGUUGCCACGGUAUUUCGGGACAGCGAGGGGUUGGAGAGGGGCAAGGAGAUGAGCGAGCUGUUUGGGGUGAUCGAGAGGUCGGAGAUCUUCAUACCCAUUUUCUCCGGCAACUAUGCCGACUCCAAAUGGUGUCUCCAGGAGAUCGAGAGAAUCGUAAAGGUAGCUGUUGAAGGAGAACGCAGGAGGUUGAUACUUCCUGUUUUCUACAGAACAGAGCCCACCCAUGUGCGACACCAGACAGGACCGUUUGAAGCCCCUUUCCGGAAGCAUGAGGAAGACGAUAAGGUGGAGGAGGAAACGGUGAAGAAAUGGAGGGAGGCGUUGAGUAUAGCAGCAGGCUUUUCUGGCUACGAAAGAAAAAAUGCGUCGUACCUGAUGGACUCGUCAAGGAUGCUUCAUAUUUUCAAAGAAGACAUCACAAUAACCAAUACUGGUGAAGGAACUUGCAUGCUUCAGAGAAUUUUGCAGAACAACAGUGUCUUGAUCGUUCUUGAUGAUGUUGAUCAAGUAGAGCAAGUUGAAGCACUUGAUUGA
Molecule: messenger RNA, 627 nt
Organism: Nymphaea colorata (pocket water lily)
Lineage: Eukaryota; Viridiplantae; Streptophyta; Magnoliopsida; Nymphaeales; Nymphaeaceae
Product: disease resistance protein L6-like
Exons: 2
Coding region: 1-627 (208 amino acids)
Biological process (GO): signal transduction
Source: RefSeq, a predicted model, not a curated record